Messenger RNA from Rotaria sordida, 1218 nucleotides. The record is from the annotation of a GenBank genome assembly. NCBI's taxonomy places the organism in Eukaryota, Metazoa, Rotifera, Eurotatoria, Philodinida, Philodinidae.
AUGGUUUUAUUACGUAAAAUAAAGAGAGGACGUCGUGCCAUUGUUUGGAAAUUUAAUGGUGAUGCUAACUAUAUCGAUGGACCAAGAUUAGCAAUUGUUUGGCCAUGUAUAAAUCGAAUUCAACCAUUAUUAGUGCAUCAAGCUAAUGAUAUGCAAUAUUUAGAAGUAAAUUAUAUUGAUGGAACAACAGAUAUUAAACCUGGCCCGGUAUCAUUAUAUGAUGAUCCAUUAAAAAUGAUUUCAAUUUUAACGAAAGAUCUAAUUACACUUGAUGCAAAUGAAUUAUUAGUUUUAUAUACGCAACAAGAACAAGAAGAAAAAAUAGAUUUAUCAUCAGUACGUCAUAUUAUUAAAGGUCCAACACUUUAUGCUCCUAAGCCAAAUGAAUGGAUUCAUGAAUUUACAUGGCAUGGUGAAGAUGGAACACAUAAAACUCAUAUUAUACCGGGUGCAAAAAAAUUUAAAAUACUUCGUCUUAUUCCCGAUCAAUUCUAUUAUAAUAUAACCGAUGUUCGAACAUCUGAUGAUGCUUUAAUAACUGUUAAAUUAAUGUUAUUUUAUGAAUUAAUCGAUGUUGAAACAAUGUUAAAUAAUACGCAUGAUCCAAUAGCAGAUUUUAUCAAUGCAGUAUGUGCUGAUGUAAUUGCAUUUGCAUCUGUAAGAAAAUAUGAAACAUUUCUUGAAAAUGCUAAUCAAUUAAAUCAAUUUGAAACUUAUCCACAAUUAAUAACAAGAUCUGACGCAGUUGGAUAUAAAAUAAAUAAAGUUGUUUUUCGUGGUUAUCAAGCAUCGGAAAAACUUCAAUUAAUGAAUGAUAAUGCAAUUCAAGCACGAACUAAAUUAAGAUUAGAAAAUGAAUCUGAACUUCAAGUACAAUUAUUAGAAGAUUUAAAAUUAGAAAAACGUUUCGAACGAUCACAAAAAGAACGAAAAAUGGAACUUGAACAAAUGUCACAUAAACUUGACAUGAUUAAACAACAACAUGCAAGUCAUUUACAAAAUAAAGAAGCUGAAAAUCAAUUAGAACGACAACAUCAACAAUUAUUACACGAAGAUGAAGUUAAAUUUUAUCAACAUUUAAAAGAACUUGGUACAGAUAUAACACAAGUUAUGAUAGCACAACAAAGAAAUCCGGAUAAAUUAAUUCAAAUUGUUAAUGAUAAUGAAAAAAAAUCACAAAGAACAUCAGCAAAUAUUCAAUUUGUAGAUAAUAUUUAA